UUGUAUUAGUUAUAUACUUUCAUUUCGUGAAAACAAUCAAUUUAUUGUACUUACAUAUUUACGUAUUAUUUGCAUUAUAUUAUAUAUAUUUAAUAUUAAUAUAAUAAUAGUCUAACCAAAUACAAAUAAAAACGUUUGGAAAAUGGAUGAUAAUUUAAAAAUGUACUCAGAACAGCCGACUGUGUCUACUGUGGAAAUUAAGAUUGAGAAGCCAAACGUCGAAGAGUCAAACGUCGAAAAGCCCAAACAAAGAAGUGAUGUAUCUCCGGAUGACACACGCGAACUCGUGUUAUCCGGUCUAACUGACGAGUUACUAGUGGCGGCCAAUCGGAGGUCAUUAAAUUUGCCUCCCGUUUCAUUAUUCUCGAGCGACGACGAAUUGUUGUCAAGUUUUAGUGACAGAAGUACUACGGAAUCAUCUCAAGAAGGUGCACCUAUCCGCGAGAUUGAAGCUGUUAUAUCGCCCACAGAGACUGCCAGCGAUGAAAAUAAUAUUGAAAAAAUAAACAUGCCAUCGAUUACGGAUGAAUUAACAAACGUGCAAGGACAAAAGUCUUUAUGUGACUAUACACGUGAACUCGUGUUAUCCAGUCUUACUGACGAGUUACUAGUGGCGGCCAAUCGGAGGUCAUUAAAUUUGCCUCCCGUUUCAUUAUUCUCGAGCGACGACGAAUUGUUGUCAAGUUUUAGUGACAGAAGUACUACGGAAUCAUCUCAAGUAAGCGAACCAAAAAGUUAUACAUCUGUAUUAAAAAAAUUGUUGGAGUUCGAGGAAAUUUCGAUGGAAAUUAGAAAUCCCAGCUCGAAGACCGGAAUGAAUCUACCACCAAUACCUUUAUGUCUGCAGGAAGAUGUACCUAUACGCGAGACUGAAGCUGUUACGUCGCCCACAGUGACUGACAGCGAUGAAAAUAAUAUUGAAAAAAUAAACAUGCCAUCCGUUUCGGGUGAAUUAAAAAACGUCCAAGAACAAAAGUCUUUAUGUGACUACACACGCGAACUCGUGUUAUCCAGUCUUACUGACGAGUUACUAGUGGCAGACAAUCGGAGGUCAUUAAAUUUGCCUCCCGCUUCAUUAUUCUCGAGCGACGACGAAUUGUUGUCAAGUUUUAGUGACAAAAGUACUACGGAAUCUUCUGAAGUAAGCAAACCAAAGAGUAACACAUCUGUAUUAGAAAAAUUGUCGGAGUUCGAGGAAAUUUCGAUAGAAAUUAGAAAUCCCAGCUCGAAGACCGGAAUGAAUCUACCACCAAUACCUUUAUGUCUGCAGGAAGAUGUACCUAUACGCGAGACUGAAGCUGUUACGUCGCCCACAGUGACUGACAGCGAUGAAAAUAAUAUUGAAAAAAUAAACAUGCCAUCCGUUUCGGGUGAAUUAAAAAACGUCCAAGGACAAAAGUCUUUAUGUGACUACACACGCGAACUCGUGUUAUCCAGUCUUACUGACGAGUUACUAGUGGCGGCCAAUCGGAGGUCAUUAAAUUUGCCUCCCGUUUCAUUAUUCUCGAGCGACGACGAAUUGUUGUCAAGUUUUAGUGACAGAAGUACUACGGAAUCAUCUCAAGUAAGCGAACCAAAAAGUUAUACAUCUGUAUUAAAAAAAUUGUUGGAGUUCGAGGAAAUUUCGAUGGAAAUUAGAAAUCCCAGCUCGAAGACCGGAAUGAAUCUACCACCAAUACCUUUAUGUCUGCAGGAAGAUGUACCUAUACGCGAGACUGAAGCUGUUACGUCGCCCACAGUGACUGACAGCGAUGAAAAUAAUAUUGAAAAAAUAAACAUGCCAUCCGUUUCGGGUGAAUUAAAAAACGUCCAAGAACAAAAGUCUUUAUGUGACUACACACGCGAACUCGUGUUAUCCAGUCUUACUGACGAGUUACUAGUGGCAGACAAUCGGAGGUCAUUAAAUUUGCCUCCCGCUUCAUUAUUCUCGAGCGACGACGAAUUGUUGUCAAGUUUUAGUGACAAAAGUACUACGGAAUCUUCUGAAGUAAGCAAACCAAAGAGUAACACAUCUGUAUUAGAAAAAUUGUCGGAGUUCGAGGAAAUUUCGAUGGAAAUUAGAAAUCCCAUCUCGAAGACCGGAAUGAAUCUACCACCAAUACCUUUAUGUCUGCAGGAAGAUGUACCUAUACGCGAGACUGAAGCUGUUACGUCGCCCACAGUGACUGACAGCGAUGAAAAUAAUAUUGAAAAAAUAAACAUGCCAUCCGUUUCGGGUGAAUUAAAAAACGUCCAAGGACAAAAGUCUUUAUGUGACUACACACGCGAACUCGUGUUAUCCAGUCUUACUGACGAGUUACUAGUGGCGGCCAAUCGGAGGUCAUUAAAUUUGCCUCCCGUUUCAUUAUUCUCUAGCGACGACGAAGUGUUGUCAAGUUUUAGUAACAGAAGUACUACGGAAUCAUCUGAAGUAAGCGAACCAAAGAAUAAUACAUCUGUAUUAGAACAAUUGUUGGAGUUCGAGGAAAUUUCGAUGGAAAUUAGAAAUCCCAGCUCGAAGACCGGAAAAAACAUACCACCAAUACCUUUAUGUUUGCAGGAAGGUGUACCUAUACGCGAGACUGAAGCUGUUAUGUCACCCAUAGAGACUGGUAGCGAUGAAAAUAAUAUUGAAACGAUUAUAUGCAAUGACAUCAAUGAUCGUGUGGGGAGUGACGUUGUCGAGCUGGAGAAAUCCACUACUCGACAACUCCGACCUAAACGCCGUUUUUUGUAUGCACUGGGGAGGGGGUUAAUGAAAGUUGGCAGAUGUUUAUGCUGCUGGCGGUGUAAAUAAUUUAGCUUUGGACACAGUAAUGUUUGUUAAUUUUUUUCUAUUUUGUUUUGUAAUACAUUUUUAUUUUUAAUGUUUGUUAAUUUUUUUACUAUUUUGUUUUGUAAUACAUUUUUAUUUUUAAUGUUUGUUAAUUUUUUUACUAUUUUGUUUUGUAAUCCAUUGUUAUGAUAGGUAUCGUCAU
Molecule: messenger RNA, 2957 nt
Organism: Aphis gossypii (cotton aphid)
Lineage: Eukaryota; Metazoa; Arthropoda; Insecta; Hemiptera; Aphididae
Exons: 2
Coding region: 143-2776 (877 amino acids)
Source: RefSeq, a predicted model, not a curated record